AUGGCUCGUAUUCAUCUUUUCGUGCUCUUCCUAUCGAGUUUGAUCUUGUUUGUGAAUGCACAGUUUGAAUACUUUCAAAUGGUUCAGCAAUGGCCACUAGCUACAUGCACAGGUUCAAUAUUUCCAAACAACUUUGAACAUUCGUACCAAUCCCAACUACGACCUAUUGGCCAUUCUGAAAACUGCUCGGCUCAGCCCCACUGGCAGCAUAUCCACCGAUAUCAUGUCAUCGAAGGUGCCAUUCAGGCUGCAAUAGGAAAGAAACCAGGCCUCCGCUGCAACAUCAAUAAGAAAACUAGAAACAGUCAAUUGCACGAAAUCGUAUUAUGCUUUGAUAAAAAUGGAGUUACUCUCAUAGAUUGUCCGUUUCCCCGCAAGUGCCCAACUCAGUUUAAGUGGCUCUUGUCUUAA
Messenger RNA from Cucurbita moschata (crookneck pumpkin), 411 nucleotides. Its product is annotated as extracellular ribonuclease LE-like. Gene Ontology annotation, molecular function: RNA binding; ribonuclease T2 activity. Bases 1 to 411 code for a protein of 136 amino acids. NCBI's taxonomy places the organism in Eukaryota, Viridiplantae, Streptophyta, Magnoliopsida, Cucurbitales, Cucurbitaceae. The transcript is spliced from 2 exons. The record is from RefSeq and is a predicted model, not a curated record.